GCAGCCGUCGACUGGAAGUCCGUUGCACUGAGCCACGUGGCGACAUCCGCCGCUUUCGAUGCUUACCUCACGGAGCAGGUCCGGAAUGCCAGGCUCGUUGCGUUCGAUGACGUCUCGCCAAGCUUGGUGCAGACUCUGCCGGAGAGGCAAGCCCUGGCUGUCCUCUACGAUGACAGGCAAUGGAGGCGCGUUGCCAAGCGUUUUGGCCUCAUGGAGGACGAGAAGGAAGGCAUUCGCCGGGGCACCUACCGGGGGGUGCUGCCCUUCACAUGGAAAGGUCGUUCAACCUUCUUGGUCCGAGACUGGCCAGAUAUGCAGAGCUUGAAGAAGUGA
Molecule: messenger RNA, 333 nt
Organism: Symbiodinium sp. CCMP2456
Lineage: Eukaryota; Dinophyceae; Suessiales; Symbiodiniaceae
Source: the annotation of a GenBank genome assembly